UAUGGGUAUCAAAUUUAUCAAUAUUAUAAUACCUGGGAAUCCUGUAGGACUCUUAAAAAAUCCUGUUUAUAUGCUGGCAUCAUUGUGCAUUUGCACAUCUUAUGUAUUAACAGCAGGUUUCGCAGCUUUUGGAACAAAAUUAAUAGAGACAAAAUUUUCAUUAGCCACAAGUUUAUCUGGUGCUUUAUUUGGAGCUGUUGUCAUUCCGGGCGGAGCUCUUGGUACAAUAUGUGGAGCAGUGGCAGUUAAUAAAUUAAGACUGUCCAUACCGGGAAUGAUGAAACUACAGAUGACAAUUGCACUUAUUGCCUCUACUACGGCUUUAACUUUUUGGAUAAAUUGUGAUCAAACGAAAUUUGCUGGAGCUAAUGUUGAUUAUGCGGGAAGGUCUCACAAUUCUCUUUCUUUGGAAGAUAGCUGUAACGCAAACUGCUCUUGCACAAACGUGCAAUAUAUACCUGUUUGUGGAGACAACAACUUUAAGUACUAUUCUCCUUGUCAUGCUGGAUGUUCUGUUAUAAAUAAUACGGAUAAAGUGAAAGUCUAUGAAAACUGUUCAUGUUUAAAUCGCUAUCAUAACGAAAGUCAAGCUACGGUUAAAAGUGAACCUUCUGUUUUCUCUUUGCAAUCUAUCAACAUUUCUGUAACGACUCGCUGUGUCAGAGAUGAACAUAAAAAGAUUGCUAUAAGCUUUCAGUGGAUUUUCAUACGAUUGUUAGGUACAAUACCUGGACCUAUAAUUUUAGGAAAAAUAUUUGAUACAGACUGUUUACAAUGGGAGAGUAGAUGUGGCUCGAAAGGCUCAUCUUGUGGAGCGUCUUUUAUUGGGCUAUGUUUAUUUUUGACUGCAUUCCUUGUUUACAAACCCCCUAAACCACAACUUGAAUCAAAAGAAAUCGGUAUAGAUAAUUCACCUUCAGCCACCCGAAUGAUUUAUGAAUCAAGAGACCCACAAGAAGGUGAUGAAGCUCCAGCAACAACAAAACCUCCAUUUGGAUUGAGACAAGAUCUAUAUGCCAAAAAGGAACUUGCCGAAAAAGGAGCAGCAACCAGAACAAGAGAAUGGUCGGACGAAGAGACUCUCAAAUUAUUGGAAGGCUUAGAAAUGUAUAAGGAUGACUGGAACAAGGUGUCAGAACACAUUGGAACGAGAACACAAGAUGAAUGUAUUUUACAUUUCUUGCGACUACCUAUCGAAGAUCCUUACCUAGAUGAAGAAAAUGGCGGGUCAGCAGCUAUGGGUCCUUUAGCUUAUCAGCCAACACCGUUUUCAAAAUCUGGAAAUCCCAUCAUGUCGACAGUGGCAUUCUUAGCUUCUGUUGUUGAUCCUAGAAUAGCAGCAGCGGCAUCAAAGGCUGCGCUCGAAGAAUUUACAAAAUUAAAAGAAGAAGUACCGCCCUCACUUGUCGAAGCUCAUAUAAAAACCGUUCAAGAAGCAAAAUCUCAGGGUAAAAACGUAGAUGAAACUUUCGGUUUGGAGAAAACAAAUAUCGCGGGCACAAACGCAGAUAAAAACACUGAAAAAGAAGAGUCAACAGAUGAAAAUAAAGGAGGUGAAAAAGAAGAAGAGGCCAAAACUGAAACCCUUGGAGAUCAAACAAAAGUUAAGAAAGAAAAAUCAGAUGCAGCUGAGGAAAAACAAGGCGAAGAUACUGAUAAAGAGAAAUCAGACAAAGAUAAAAAAGAUAGUGAUAAGCCUAUGAAAGUUGACGCUCAAGUUGCUGCCGCAGCUGCCAGCGCUUUAGCAUCAGCGGCUGUCAAAGCUAAGCACUUAGCAGCAAUGGAAGAAAGAAAGAUUAAGUCAUUGGUGGCCCUUCUAGUGGAAACUCAAAUGAAAAAAUUAGAAAUCAAAUUAAGACAUUUUGAAGAGCUAGAGGCAAUAAUGGAUAAGGAGAGAGAAUUGCUUGAUAAUCAAAGACAACAACUGCUGAAAGAAAGACAGCAAUUUCAUAUGGAACAGCUAAAAGGCUUUGAAUAUAGGGCAAAGCAGCAAGCUGGAAUGAGAUUGGAAGCAGAACUGAAAACUCCUCUUAACUUGGAUUCCGAACCUGGAAUAAUGCCUGAGGGUCCUAUCAAUCAUAUUCAACCAACUGAAACUACUCCGGCUGUUACUAAAUCAACUACGAGCGUAGAAAAAGAAGAAAACAAAGAAACACCCAUGGAAACCACCACUACGACUUCCAAUACAAAUGAUCAACAGAAAUCGUGA
This is a messenger RNA of Dimorphilus gyrociliatus, 2209 nucleotides long. The record is from the annotation of a GenBank genome assembly. NCBI's taxonomy places the organism in Eukaryota, Metazoa, Annelida, Polychaeta, Dinophilidae.